AUGUCUUGCUCCGUUGUGGUUUCAAAUUCUAAUGUCUUCUCUCUCCCCUCUCCUUGCCAUUUCUCUCUCUCCUCUCCUGUUUUGAAGAGAAAGAGGCCGGCUAAGCUUCAUAUACCUGUUGCUUCUCAAACUAUUGAAGUCCCACCGACUGUAAAGACUCCGGCACCAGAAAAGGAUGCCGUUGAGGUGGAGGGAAAUGGAUUUUCCGUGUAUUGUAAGAGAGGAAGUAGGAAACGUAUGGAGGAUCGUUAUUCUGCUUCUUCUGAUGACCUUCAUGAAGAAACAAAACAGGCUUUUUUUGGCAUAUUUGAUGGGCAUGGAGGUGCAAAAGCUUCGGAAUUCGCAGCAGAUAACAUGGAGAAGAAUGUGUUAGAAGAAAUAAUGAGAAGAGGUGAGAGUGAUAUUGAAGGUGCUGUGAAACAUGGCUAUCUCAAAGCUGAUUCAGAUUUCUUAAAAGAGGAUCUUCACGGUGGUUCUUGCUGUGUAACAGCAUUGAUAAGGAACGGUAAUCUUAUCGUGUCCAACGCGGGCGAUUGUCGUGCUGUUAUCAGUCAGGGAGGUGUUGCUGAGGCCUUAACAUCUGAUCACAAACCUUCAAGAAAAGAUGAAAAGGAAAGGAUUGAGACUCAGGGUGGCUAUGUUGAUAUGUGCCGGGGCGUGUGGAGAAUACAAGGAUCUCUUGCUGUUUCCAGGAGCAUUGGAGAUAGACACAUGAAACAAUGGGUUAUAGCAGAACCUGAGACCAAAGUUCUCAGAAUUGAACCUCAUCAUGACUUGUUAAUCCUAGCUUCAGAUGGAUUAUGGGACAAGGUUAGUAAUCAGGAAGCAGUAGAUAUGGCUCGUCCUUUCUGUGCAGGGAACAAUAAACAAGGACCCCUUCAAGCUUGUAAGAAACUUGUCGAAUUAUCAGCGUCACGAGGCUCUAUCGAUGAUACAAGUGUUAUGAUCAUCAAAUUACAGAAAUAUAUUUGA
This is a messenger RNA of Vicia faba (fava bean), 972 nucleotides long. NCBI's taxonomy places the organism in Eukaryota, Viridiplantae, Streptophyta, Magnoliopsida, Fabales, Fabaceae. The record is from the annotation of a GenBank genome assembly.